Molecule: messenger RNA, 898 nt
Organism: Panicum hallii
Lineage: Eukaryota; Viridiplantae; Streptophyta; Magnoliopsida; Poales; Poaceae
Exons: 1
Coding region: 469-726 (85 amino acids)
Source: RefSeq, a predicted model, not a curated record
AAACCUUCAGAAGGAAGAAGUAGUACGGUUCGGGCUGGGGACAAGCACAAAACAUCCGUCACGUCUCACAUUGACGUGCGGCUGCACGGCACCGCGGCGAGCCAAGUUGUCUGUCAGGUUGGCGCCGUGGCCCCGCCGCCUCCCCAAUCCCGGGUGCCCGGCAUGCUGUUUCUCCCCAAACCCGGCGGCCAUCCACCCAACAGGCGGGCCCGGUAGGCUGCCGCCAUGCCAUUCAUGGCGCGCCGCACGGGUCGAAAACCGCGCGCCGCCCACCGUCCGCUCGCAGCUGCAGCGGCGCGCCAUGCUUAAAUCUUCCGGCUCCGUCCUCCCUUCCCAGCCAUCCGCCGCCUGGCGCCACACGAUUCCAAGCUGCUGCUGCCACUGCUAGUUUCCAAAUUCCAGCUCCGCUGCUAGUUUCCAGCACCUCGUGCUCCGCUCGUGUGAUCGAUCGAGGCGCGCGGCUCGCCCAUGGCGUCCAUCGUGCUGCUGCUGUCGGAGCUCCUGGGCGGGGAGAGCGCCAGCGUGCUGGCGGCCGACCGCUACAUCACGGGCGGACGUCUCAGCCUGGGGGAGUUCCGCCCCGCCGUGACGGAGGCGAAGCGGGACGGCCGGGUGGUGGGCGCCGGGACGGAAGGGGCGCGGGAGGAGAAGCAGCAGGGGAGGAAGGAGGAGUCGUUCGAGGACCUCGCGGUGUCCAGGAUCGCGGUCGACGUCAUGUGGCCUUGAGAGUGAGAGCUUCUCCUCGAGCGAGGAGUCAUCAUCCGUCCAGGCUUUGGAGAUGGGGGAUGGAGAUUGCUGCUUGCUGCGUUGCAACGCGCACUCCGCUCAUGUAAAUAUGUAAAAGUAUUCCUCAAAUGUCAGGGAUUUGUCCUGAGAAUUUUCCCCUGUCACGCUUCUA